AUGAUGUCAUAAUUAGGGUCAUACAAGGAGUCGCCUCCUUCAAUCCCACAACAUGAUGAUAGCGUUCUACAUCGGUUGGGGACAAGUGCUGACCAUGACAAUCAAAGAUAUCAGAAUAAAAUUAAGAGGGUAAGAUUUGAGGACUCGUAACAAGGACACCUCUCAAGAGACCCGGUCGAGGCUAGACCCUCAGAAGAAGAUGGAUAUUUAUUAUUAAUUAUAACCCCUAAAUAUAAUUUGAAAAUAAAUAUAGAAAAACCAGCAAUUAUUAAAUUACAAAAUCAAAUUAAUUAAGGAAAUAUAUUUGGAUUUCCAGCAGCUUUAAGUUAUGAAAAAAGAAUUUCAUAUUAAAAGAAAGUUUAAUUAAUUAGUAAAAGUAGUUUCAAGAAAAUAACUGGCUAGCUGAAUAAACCUAAUAAAUUUUAAAUAAUUGAAUGA
Paramecium pentaurelia is the source of this 438-nucleotide messenger RNA. The record is from the annotation of a GenBank genome assembly. NCBI's taxonomy places the organism in Eukaryota, Ciliophora, Oligohymenophorea, Peniculida, Parameciidae.